ACUCGUUGUUUCCUACGACUACGCUUGCCCAUUGACAUCGGCGCCUCUGCUCCUGCUGUGCUUCGUGCGAAAUAACAAGUUCAUUUUCUACUGGUGCGGCGUACCUGAUAGCAAGCUUUGCAGGCCUCUGAUACUGCCCGCUUCUCUCUCUCGCUAUAUUUUUUUCCGGCAUCUCAACCAACAUGGAGACUACCAGACCGGCAACCUUGAGAUCUCGACGGAUCUGUCGAUUUUGUUUGGUUGAAAAUGAUUCGCUGACCUUCAUCCACGACCGGGAGGUUGGACGUUCGUUCCAGGUCCCAUUGCCGCUUCAAAUCAUGUCCUGUGUCUCUGUCGAGGUAUACUCUGCUGAUGGAAUGCCACAAAUGGUUUGCAGUAAUUGUAGAUCUAAUUUAGAUAGAUGCUACAGAUUUAAGCAGCAAUGCAAAAAAGCUGAUGAAGCUUUACGAGCUUAUCCAACAUCAGGAGUGCUUCCAAGACCCUUUGCUCCUAUAACAGAUAAUAUAGAAACAGGCAACAAAAGACCUGCUUCAUCUACUAAUGAUUCAUCAAAGAAAGCUCGAUUGGACAAUGGUGAAAGACAAGUUGUGCAACGUCAAAUUGAAAUCAAGCAGUCACAAUCGCAACAGCAACAGCAGCAGCAGCAGCAGCAACAACAGCAACAGGAUCAUCAAGAAAUAUAUGAAGAAGACCAAGAAAUGAGUGAAGGAGAGCAAGAAAUGAAUUCCACCCAAGAAAAUUUGAAAUUAGAACCUGGCGAGAUACGUGUCCAUGCUUGCAAUCUGUGCGAUCGUACCUUCCCAUUGCUUCAGUCUUUGCAAGUGCAUAAAUUAACUUCUCACCGUGAUCGCAAUUUUAAAUGUACUGAAUGUGAUCGUAUGUUCUUUUCUAAAUAUGAUUUAAACAAACAUAUGGCUACUCAUGCUGAAGAUAAACCUUAUUCAUGUCAAAUUUGCAAUAAAUCGUUUACGCGCGCUAACUUAUUGCAAAGGCAUGAAAAAAUGCAUAGAGAUGAACUAAGAUAUGGUUGUGCUCAUUGCGAUAGAGAAUUUUUCACUACUGAAGAGCUUGAAAAGCAUGAAGAAGCUGCUCACAGUUCUGUCAAGCCUUUCCAAUGCAAUAUUUGCAACAAGAGAUUUACCUACAAGCAAGGCUUGGAACGUCAUGAAAUGCUUCACAAUGAAGAUAAAUCUUUCUCAUGUGAAUACUGCAAAGAAGCUUUUCGUACUUCCACAAAGCUUGCUCGUCAUCUUCAAACUCAUGCUGGCCAUCGACCUUAUCUGUGCAAACAAUGUCCUCGUACGUUCUUAUUGUCCCAUCACUUGACACGUCAUAUGCGCACUCACGACAUAGAAAAAACUCAUCAAUGCGAAGAAUGUGACAAGUCUUUUAAACGUAAAGAGUCCCUCGAAGUUCAUCAACUUACGCAUAUGAAGCGCACUGGAAUGGCUUUAACUUGCGAUGUUUGUGGCGAGUCAUGUCGAAACCGAGCAGAUUAUGUGACCCAUAUUAAGCAGCAUAUCGAAGCUGGUGAGAAAAUGGGUCCUGAUGGAUUAUCAACUAGCAAGGAUAAAACAGGUGAAACCGAUACUGAAGAAGAAGAAGAGGAGGAGGAGGAGGAGGAAGCUUAUUCAGACGGUGAUGAUGAUUACAAGCCACCUUAUGCCGUUAAACGGAAUGUUCAGAAAACACUGAAAAGAGAUGGUGAUGAUGUAGAAGAUCGUGUAGUUUAUGUACGUAGCAAAGAUGGUUCAAUGGUGAAAAAAACUAUCAAAACUCUGAUGCCGAUUACCAGAAGGAGUGAAGCACAUGUCAAUCAACAGCAAGUAAAACAACAAGUUUCAAGCUCACAGCUUGUCAAACAAUCAAAACAAGAGGAUAUUCAACAGAAGGUUGACCAAGUCAAGGAAACGGUGACUGUAAAACAAUCAUCUUCCCAACCAGCAGCACCUCAAAUUAUCAAAGAAGAAAAACUCGAUCCUGCAACUAUUACGCUUGGAAAAAAUGCUAGAGUAAUUAAAAGAAUCAUAGUGCGCAAACCUUUGGGCGAUGGUGGUGUAAUCACUGGACCUAUACGCGAUUUGGUUCCUGAUCCACCUGCACAAGCACCAGCCCCAGUAGCUUCUGCAACCGCUGCACCAGUCAAGUCUACUAAACGCGUAAUUGUACGCAGAAUUAUACGACAAGGCGAUACAAUGCGUGAAGUCAUUAUGAAUCCAGAUGGCACUGUGAUAGAUCCAGCUGAAUUAGCGAAAUUACCAACGGGCAACGUUGUUAAGCGUGUUGUAGUGAAAAAACCUAGAGAUAAAGUUGGCAAUAUCGAACAAAUGUUACAGAAUGUUGACGCUAAGCGAAUUAUAAGUUUAGCUGAAAGAGUUGAAGAUAUGGCUAACAAUCAAAGCUCAACAACUGUUCAGCAAAUAUCUAAAAUCGAGACCCGUGUUCAGGCUAAACAGCAGUUAUUAAAACAACAGCAAAAACAACAAUUACAAUUACAACAAAAACAAAAGGCAAUUGAAGAUCACGAUACAAAGCAGAAACUUGAACAAUUAGAAAAACGAGUUGAACAGCAGCGUCUAAAAAUUGAAGAGCUUCAAGCUCGCAAGCAGCAAGAGUACGAAGGAGACGAUAUGCUUCCAGAACGUCACGAUGAAUCCGAAGAUGAACAACAGUUGCCUCUUAAACGUGUUUUCGUUAAAAGAAACAAAAGUAUCUAUGAUGAAGAACGCGAAUACAGCGACGACAAGGAACAAUCCGAAAGUAAUGAUCAUCAAAAACGACAAAUUUCUCGUCAAGCUAGCAAAGAAGAAGAUGAAAAUCAAGAACAAGAACAAGAACAUGAACCAGAACCAGAACCAGAACAAGUAAGCAGUUCGCCCCUUGAUGAUUCUAAAUGCGCUGAAAUGAAGGCUGAAGAGUAUGAUCAGGAAGAAGAAAUGGGACGAGAGCUUUGUACAAUUCUUGAGUCUACUGACGCCGUCAGUAAAAUGCAAGAAAAUGUCUUAAACAAUCUUCAAGAAAUAACCCAAGUAGAUACUACUCAGGGUCAGAUUGAAGUUUGUGCUGAGGAACAAAAAGUUGAGGAUACGUCCGUUGUAUCCGCGACCGAAGAAGAACCUGAAGAGCAGAUGGACGUUUCUACUGGUGAAAAUGAACAAGAUCGGGAACAGGUUGAAGUUGAAAUGAAUGGUCAGCAGCAAGAAGACGGCACUAUUCUGGUUAUAACUCAACCGGAUGGAGCCGAAGUAAAAAUACAACUUCAAGAACAAGAACAGCAGGGGGCUGACUUGACUGAAGUUCAAGACGAUGAUGGAAAUAUCAUAUUCGGUAACUCAGACGCAGGUAUGGAAGCUGAAAAAAAUGAAAACGAUCAGUCACAGCUGCAAGGAGCUGUGAUAACAUUAUCCAGUAAUAAUGAAAGUAUCAGACACACCGAACACGACGAUAGCAGUAGGGAUAGUUUAGAGGCUAAACUUUCACAGAUGGAGGGCUAAUUAUGACCACUGUUACAUUUAUAACUAAAUUGUAGAUUAUCAUAAAUAUAAUAAGGGAUGGACUGCUUUAUUGAUGCGAUAUUUUUCAUUUACUAUCAUACUAUUUAUUGAAAGUUCGCAUACUAACCUUUGAUCUAUAAGAUUACGUACCAGCUCAAUUUCAUAUCUGCUAUUCAAACCCUAUCAGUUUUCCAAAGUUUGUUGCUAAGAUGUAUGUUAAUUUAACGCUCAUAUGUGAAUACGUUUAAAAUGAAAAUGUAGGUACUCUAAAAAAUGUUUGCAUUGUUUUCUUAAUGCUUAGAUCUUUUAGUUGAAUGUAACCUUUCAAAAUAUUUUCAUUUUAAAUAACUUAUUCGUAAUAAGAGGUUCAAGAAUUGGCAUACAUUUUUAAAAUUAAAAUAUUGAUGCAUCAAUUGCUGUGAAAAAUAACAGUAGAUGGAAAAUUAUUUGUUCCAGCAUCAAAUUUAUUACAUAAGUACUUGUGGAAUGGCGAUUGCUGGUUGUUUCAACUAUGAUUACUUAUAUUUACUAUGAUUCUGCCAAAGUUUUAUGGAGCAUGGGUUAAGUGACGUAUGAAUUAAAAUUGUUUGAAAAUAUAUAGGACUAUAUAAAUUACUUUUUUUACCAAGUUUUCCAAUCAUGCGCAUAACAGUCGAUUAAGCUAUUUCGAAUACUGUAAAUAACGGACCAUUCCCUUGAAAUGAAUUUUAUAUUAGAAUGUUAAUCGUCUACUGUAAUUGUAAGUAUCAAUUAAAUUAUAAAUAAAGGAAAAUACAAUUGACUUAUAACAAGAACUUUAAACUAAUCUUUUUGAAAAGUUAUAAAGGUGAACAUUUGUAUAUGAAAAAUUGGGAACAUUGAAUGAAAAUACGUAACUGUUACGUAUUAUUCGCCAAGUUUUUGAUCAGAUA
Trichogramma pretiosum is the source of this 4405-nucleotide messenger RNA. RefSeq lists its product as uncharacterized. The coding region runs from base 183 to 3494 and encodes 1103 amino acids. The record is from RefSeq and is a predicted model, not a curated record. Gene Ontology annotation, molecular function: DNA-binding transcription activator activity, RNA polymerase II-specific; RNA polymerase II cis-regulatory region sequence-specific DNA binding; zinc ion binding. The transcript has 7 exons. Lineage: Eukaryota; Metazoa; Arthropoda; Insecta; Hymenoptera; Trichogrammatidae. Gene Ontology annotation, biological process: regulation of transcription by RNA polymerase II. Gene Ontology annotation, cellular component: nucleus.